This is a messenger RNA of Porites evermanni, 645 nucleotides long. The record is from the annotation of a GenBank genome assembly. NCBI's taxonomy places the organism in Eukaryota, Metazoa, Cnidaria, Anthozoa, Scleractinia, Poritidae.
AUCUGCAAAUUUCUCGAAAAAAGAGGGCUGAAAGACAAAGAGGUCCGUGGAUUCAGAGAUGAGAUGGUAAGCUUAGCCUCUUCCUUGAAGAAUUGUUAUUCAUUUGUCACAACUCAAUUUACAAGGCAAACAGUGAUAAACUCCUUCGUUAAGCUCUUUUCUCUUGGAAGUUCGUCACAUGUAGGCUCAUUCUAUCAUCAAAGUCUCUGGAAAUGUUGUGAUAAGUUAAAAAAUUGGAAUGUCUACCAGUUGGCCUUUAUUUAUAAUUAAUAAAUAAAUAUUGACUGAAAAGAUUUGAUUCUGAGAACAAGUAUAAAAUGGAUAAAAUUAUUUGGUAUAAAAACAACUGCAAAAUGUCUACUCACUUGAGUACAGCACUUAAUGGCACAACCUAUGAAAAAACGAUUGCCUUUUAUUUUGUCUAGACUGAUUAUUCCCACAGUAACCACUGCCACUGAUGACUAGUUGAAGAAACUAGGAGUCUUAAGAAGAGGCGAUCUAAUUUCCUUGCAAGGAUUUGUGAAGCAAAAAUUAAAAGGAGAAAACAGAGAUAAAAAGAAAAGAAAGUUACUGGAUCUUCUUAAAGGGAAAGGAAAACCCACGAAAAGAAAGACUGAAGAUGAAACUGGUACUGUAUCAGGCUGA